CAUCAAUAACCUUAUGGAAAAUAUCAAAAUGCGAUAUACAACUCACAACUUUGUACGUCCUCAUUUCCUGAUGUGUGUCUCUGUAGACGUUUUAUAGCUUUUGACUCAUGAUGUUGCGGUUCAAAGAUUGAGCGAUCUACUAAACCGCCCCCGCUUUGCCAACGUAUAAAUCCAUCACAAUGUCUCUUUGGACAAAACCAGCCGUGCCAGAUGCCCCUCCCCCAAAGGGUGUAGCUGAUGUGGCAGAUACUGGUCUUGCAGACGUAGAUCUACCUGCACCUCCGCCAGUCUCUCAAGCUUCUACCGGUGCUUCUACGGCACGUCAGCAACUUGCGCGGAACCAACCUCAACCUCCUCCACCCCAUCAACCCCCACCACCACCUGCACCACAGCAGAUGGUUGGGAAUCCGAACGAUUCGCUUUCCUUAAUGCAACUGAAAAAACUUGUCACUGAAUUUCCGAAGGUCGAUCCUACGUCAUACACUUUUACAUAUACCGAUACAGCAACAUAUGAAGAAGAGGUGGAUGAGUGGUUUUCAUACAACGACGCAGAGUUCAAGAGAUUACACAGAGCAAAGGAUACUUUUCAGAGAAGAUGGAAGAAAUCUUGUGCGAAGACUUGGGUCGAAGCUGAUAGAGAGGAACAUUUGAAGUUUGUGAAGAAGGAAGUUCAGGGUCUACAUGCUAGCGACUUACGAAGGAGAUGCAAAAGCCUUCAAACUUUGUUACAUGUGAUACUGGGAAUCUGGGAUGAGAAUGCCGGAAAGAAGGAGGAACUGGAGCUUAUGAAUUCGAGUGAAACAAAGGGAAGAACAAAAGCAGCCCCUUCCCAAGUCGAAAGUAUGAAGACGAGCGUCUCUCUUCUUGCAGAGAGUGGUGGAAUCGAGAUGAUUUACGGUGUGAUGCAGACCGCUUUCAAGCAUCUAUGGUGAGGAUGGCGUAAUCAUGACCGUUAAACAUGGCUGACCACAUGACAGGGAUGACGAAUUUCGAGAAACAAAGAUAACGGAAGAUGAUAUACCAUUUGUGCAGGAUGAACUGGACAAUGUCAUGACUAUCUUUUAUUUGACGAUAGAGGGUGUCCGUUGUCAUCCAGAAUCUUUAGAUGUUGCAAAAAAGACUCUACGUAAGUUUAUUCACACCGUGUGAGCUUGAAAUACUAAUGUUUGGGAUCAUAGUGGACUUGCAGCCAAAAAUGGUACAUUAUCUAUUGACGAUUUCUGGAAAGUUACGAUGGGACGAGGCCAACGAAUUACCACAAACACGAGUUAGUAUUCCGACUAUCAGAAGGUCCAUUAGCUUAUUUCCAUAUUCACAGAUCUUCCUCCUCUUCUGGAAAUCCAUAUUGUUUGUUUUUGGAGGCACCGAGGAAAUCGAGAAAGUCAAAAGAGCAACCGAUGAACUGGCCAACACCGGUGGUGAGAAGAUAAUUACCGCGUCACCACUUGACUAUCACAUCUUUCGUCAAGAGAUUACUUCGAAGUAUCCCGCAUACAUCCCUCCAGAACCUUUAAUACCCCUUGAGCCCGAUAAUAACUCAAUACUCCCGCCAUUACCCAAUCGACCAAGCAGAGCCAGCACAACUGGUAUCCUGAAUCCUCCAACGAAUGUCAAUAGCGGUGGAGCUUCGAUUCUUCAUCAGCCAGUUCACAUAGCUACGCCUGCUCCAUCUCCACCUCCUUCUCCACCAGUCGGAGGGAAAGCAGGUAAGAAACAAAACUACCAAACAAAUCAAAACUUCCCAUUUAUGUAUCCACCACUUGACAGUACUAGCAAUAGUGCAGGUGGAAAAGGCACAGCAGGGCUACAGGAUCUUCUUGUAGGUCGUAAAUGGGAAGGAAGUGACAUUCCGAAGUCGAUAUUGGAAGCCGGUGAACUAUUUGCUGGUAGAAUGCGAAUGACUAGAGCAAUGCGUCAAUUAUGGGAUGAACGAGAACGUUUCUUGAGAUUUGAACGUGGAUGGGAUGACAGAGAUGAUGAGGAUAUUGAAGAGCUUGAUCUCGACCACAUUUUGGCUGAUGGGCUCAAACAUCAAAAGCCAAAGUCACCAAAAGUAGAAGUUGACUACGGACCACGAAAGGAUAUUAGUGAUGAAGUCAAGAAGAAACUGGACUUGAUAGAGUCUUUCUAUGUAAGUUUUCAAUUCUAUAGCUCUACAAUCUUCUCUCCAAACUCAUAUCUCGAUAGCAAUAUUCUAUACCACACCUCCAGUCCCUUGUCAUAGUCCUUAUCAAGGCUCUGUUGGCAAAUGUUACGAAUUUGAUGAAUCAGCCAGUGAAUGUGCAGCCACAGAGCAGCAUUCCUAUAAGUGCACGAACAAAUGGCGCGCGAGGGCCAGGUCAAGCCCAAGAUCCCGCCAAUAUACCUCUACCCAACCCAAUCGAUCUUGCAGACCUCACGGUAGAUGAAAUAGAGGCAAUGAGAUUCAGAGAAAUCACCUCAAAAGCUGUAUCAGGCAUUCUUCUUAUCCUUUUGAAAUGGCUAAAAGUUUCACGUAAGUCUUGACAAUUCAUUACAUGUCGUCUCACAUGCUAAUCUGGUAGAUAUUCUCAAAUUUGAAUAUUUCACGCAGCUACUACUGGACUCUAAUUAUCUUCCUUUGAUACUUAAGAUGUUCGCCCAUCAAGAGAUAGAUAGGAUCGUGGACAGCAGAAUAGAUCGCGAAGACUUGAGGUUGGUAUCGUUCCGAAGGAUUCGUUCAUGGCUAAUGACUCUCAGCUUCUUCGCAUUCUGUAACGGUAAUAGUAAACAUGCAUCAGUGGCCACUGAAGAAGAAAGUGAAGAUGACGCCGCUCCACCUCCAAUCAAACUACAGCGGGACAAUACCGCAAGCAAUAUCGAUGGUCAACUUCCCGCUCUAUCCUUUCAAGAAGGUCAGCAUGCAGCUCGUCGAGAUACAGAAGUCGAUGAACUUGGCAUUCCGACGACUGAGGUUAUUUCACAGCCUAUCACUGAAUUCUCCUGGCGCAACUUUUUCUCAUCUAUAAACUUUCUCCGCAUCAUGCAAAAAAUCUGUAAGAACAAAGCCCAUCGGAAUUUACUUCUCGUUCAAUAUAAAUCAUCCAAUAUCCUCAAAAAGUCUUUCAAAAUACCCCAGCCCGAGCUGCGCCUUUAUACUCUCAAAUUGUUCAAAAAUCAAGUUCCGUACUGUGGUCGUAAAUGGAGACAAGGAAAUAUGAGAGUUAUUACGGCUGUUUACUUACAUUGUAGACCUGAAUUGAGGGAUGACUGGUUGGCAGGUAGUGAUGUGGAUGCUGAAGUUGAGGAAGCAUUACCAUUGGAACAGGCAUUGAGAGCAUUGACACAUUGGUUUAACCUGAGGAGAUAUCCUGAAAGAAUGGGUGCGGAUACCAAGUUAUUGCAAGAAGAACACGAUUUUUUCACUAGGGAGCUGGAGGGGAUGGAGAUUGGAUUAGAGGAAAUGGGUAUAGGAAAUGGAGAGGAAAGUAUGGAUGGUAGCAUGUGGGGAGAUGGGAGUAGCGGUUGGUGAGGUUGAGGUAGGGUAGAGUGAAGCAGUCAUUGCUGAUUUAUAUGGCAUGGCAUUGAGAUGAGGUAUAUGUAUACGAAAUGAAUGAUGAAUGAUGCAGGACGAUGAUUCUUCCCAGCCACCUAUUCACAAUCAAUCGCCAUGAAGUGGAUGGAUGAUACCAAUAUUUGCAUAUUGCAAUAUAUAUCCAAAACAAAGCCAAACGACUGUGCCUCUCAUGUUUCAGUGGAAACAGGAACCACUUUCCAAAACUACUUUGUUACAAAUUAUUAAUAUACACCGUAGGCAACUUAAUUAUUUCUAUCGCGAGUAUUACUUUUUUCUUAGUUUUGUUGCAUGUCGGCAAUAUACAUUAAUCAAAAUAGGUUGGCAGCUUACUAUUUUCAUUAA
Sclerotinia trifoliorum is the source of this 3877-nucleotide messenger RNA. NCBI's taxonomy places the organism in Eukaryota, Fungi, Ascomycota, Leotiomycetes, Helotiales, Sclerotiniaceae. The record is from the annotation of a GenBank genome assembly.